AUGAGAUCUGAAGAAGAAAAAAAGAAAAGGAUUAUGAUGAUGAAAGCUGAAGAAGAAAUUGAAGAAGAACAAGAAGUAAUUUAUGCUAGUAGAGAGAAAGUAAGAGUAAGUGAAGGAGUUAGAUUUGAAGUUUACUCAAGAGAAGACAAGAUUUUAAAAGGAGUUUACAGAAAAGAUAUAUAUGAUGAUUGGAAAUUGGAAACUAAAUGUGUUCUUGAAAAUGAUCCAUCAGGGUUUAAGAUUUCUGAAGCUGAGAUAUUUGUCAGUGGAGAUGGAAAUGUUUCGAUUAAUGAGAAAAUUGAAAUUGUGAUUAAGAGAAGAAGAAAGAAUAAUAAGAGAAGGUGUUUCAAGGUUUUGGAAGAAAUACCAGAAGAUAGAGAAGAAGGGGAGGAGAAGGAGGAGAAUGAAUCUGAUGGCUCUUGUUGCUGUUGCUGUGGUGGUGAUGAGAUGAUUGGAAGUGAUUCUGAUGAUGGAGAUUUUUCAGAGAAAAGUGAGACUGAUGAUGAAGUAACUUGGGCUGUUGAUGUUGGAAUUUGGGUUAUGUGCUUGGGUGUUGGAUAUUUGGUUUCUAAAGCGUCAUCAAGAACCUUAAGAAGAAGAAGGAUGAUGUUCAGAUAA
This is a messenger RNA of Papaver somniferum (opium poppy), 618 nucleotides long. RefSeq lists its product as uncharacterized. The transcript has a single exon. The record is from RefSeq and is a predicted model, not a curated record. Bases 1 to 618 code for a protein of 205 amino acids. Lineage: Eukaryota; Viridiplantae; Streptophyta; Magnoliopsida; Ranunculales; Papaveraceae.